Clarias gariepinus (North African catfish) is the source of this 6600-nucleotide messenger RNA. RefSeq names its product RNA binding motif protein 47 (gene rbm47). NCBI's taxonomy places the organism in Eukaryota, Metazoa, Chordata, Actinopteri, Siluriformes, Clariidae. Gene Ontology annotation, cellular component: nucleus. The record is from RefSeq and is a predicted model, not a curated record. The coding region runs from base 262 to 2070 and encodes 602 amino acids. Gene Ontology annotation, molecular function: mRNA binding. The transcript has 6 exons.
UCUCUUCAGAGGAGAGAAGUGCAAGAAGGAGCGUCAGCACAGACAGGGAAGCGAAAGAGUUCAAGAGACAGAAAUCAAAACAAGAAGAAGAAGAAGAAAUCUCUCCUGUCGUUCUGGUCAUCAGAGCUCGGUUUGUCACACGACUCCAAAAAAGAGAGGGAAGAUGAAAACGGCAGGAUUACAGAGCUGCUGAAUGAGACUUCGACUCUGACAGCUACUGAACAUUACAGACUCCAGCUCUGAUUGGAAGCUUGUGUCAGAAUGACAGCAGAAGACUCCGCCUCUGCCGUCACCAUGAGUAACUCUAGCCCCUCCUCCAAAUCUAACCCUGCCAACAAUCACCCGAUCCUGCAUGGAUCCAUUCUAGAUGGUGUCGCUGGAGCUCCUAAUGAAGCAGCCCUGUUGGCUCUGAUGGAGCGCACGGGUUACAAGAUGAUUCAAGAGAACGGACAACGCAAAUAUGGUCCGCCCCCUGGCUGGCAAGGCCCGUCCCCUCCACGAGGCUGUGAGAUUUUCGUUGGCAAGAUUCCACGUGAUGUGUAUGAAGACGAGUUGGUGCCGGUGUUUGAGUCAGCUGGUAGGAUCUAUGAGAUGCGUCUGAUGAUGGACUUUGAUGGAAAAAACCGUGGCUAUGCCUUUGUCAUGUACACUCAGAAACACGAGGCGAAACAAGCUGUGAGGGAGCUAAACAACUACGAAGUGCGGCCUGGGCGAUUGUUGGGGGUCUGCUCAAGUGUGGACAACUGCCGGUUGUUUAUUGGUGGAAUUCCCAAGACCAAGAAGAGAGAAGAGAUUCUGGAGGAAGUCUCUAAAGUGACAGAAGGAGUGUUGGAUGUGAUUGUGUAUGCAAGUGCGGCGGACAAAAUGAAGAAUCGCGGCUUUGCCUUCGUCGAGUACGAGUCCCAUCGUGCGGCUGCCAUGGCCAGAAGGAAACUCAUGCCUGGGCGUAUUCAGCUCUGGGGUCACCAAAUUGCUGUCGACUGGGCGGAACCAGAAAUCGACGUUGAUGAGGACAUCAUGGAAACAGUGAAGAUCCUGUAUGUGCGCAACUUGAUGAUAGAGACCAGCGAGGAGACCCUCCGCAAGACCUUCAGCCAGUUCAACCCGGGCUGCGUGGAACGAGUGAAGAAGAUCCGUGACUACGCCUUCGUGCAUUUUACCAGCCGGGAUGAUGCAGUGGUGGCUAUGGACAACCUGAAUGGUACAGAAAUCGAGGGCUCAUGCAUUGAGGUGACGUUGGCCAAGCCUGUAGACAAGGAGCAGUACACCCGCUACCAGAAAGCAUCCAAGGGAACCGUGAGCAGUAGUGAAAGUACUCAGCAAAACUAUGUGUAUCAAUGUGAUCCCUACACCCUCGCCUACUACGGCUAUCCUUACAGCACUCUCAUUGGACCCAACCGAGACUACUUCAUCAAAGCAGGUACUGUACGAGGCCGUGGCCGUGCUGCAGCCGCUAACAGAGGCCCAGGGCCUCGUGGCUCAUACCUCGGUGGCUAUUCCGCCGGUCGAGGCAUUUACAGCCGCUACCAUGAAGGAAAGACCAAGGUGCCGGAAAAACCAUAUGAGCUCAUGCCCAGUCUGGAGCUGGCAGCUGUUAAUCCAGUGGGCAUUAAGCCUGGCACAAUGACUCUGCCAGCUCUUGGUGCGCAGUACCCCACUGUGUUUUCUGCUGCACCUGCUGCUACUAAACUGGUAGAGGAUGGGAAGAUUCACCAGGUGGAGCAUUUGAUCAAUCCCCUCGCCCUCCAGCACGAACAUUCCGCCGCUCCCUCGGCUGCUGCCGUCAUUCCUGCCGUCUCGACACCUCCACCCUUUCAGGGUCGUCCAAUCACUCCCGUGUACGCCGUGGCUCACAACGUCCAGCGGAUCCCUGCUGCUGCAGCCGCCGGUCUUUAUGGUGCAAGCUACGUGCCCAUUGCUGCUCACGCCAACACAGCCGCCCUGGCCGCGCUGCAGAAGAACGCAGCCGUGGCAGCUGCCGCGUACGGAGGUUACGCUGGCUACAUGCCCCAGACCUUCCCCGCUGCCACCUUUCAAGUGCCUAUCCAUGAUGUGUACCCCACCUACUGAGACGCCUUACACCUUUGUAAACACUCCAGACCACAGCAUGACAUCCAUGUGGGAUACAGUAAAGCAUCUGAUGUCUGAAAAAAAAAAAAACCCCGAAAAACUUUAAGCACAUAUAAAACAAAAGGUUUUCUAAACUAACCCACUAACUUAAAGAAAAAAAAAUUAUAAUGUCUUUUUGACUGCAUGUUAGAAGUAACAUUUUCACUCGGAUGCAAUUUACAAACUCUAAUAAUAAUAAUAAUGCCUCUUAAAGCUUUAAUUGUGUUCUGCGCACGAUUGUUUUGACCAAUUCUCAUCUUUAAAAACCUGUGUGCUCUAAUGCCCAAAAAUUGAACUAUAACAAAACCCGUGCUUAAUCCUUAAGCCUUCUUCAAUAUUUAUUAACCGUUAUGAAAACGUUACUAAAAUGUCACCACUUUCAACUUUCUUCCAUCUUUCAACUUAGACAUAAGAAAGACUAAAGACAUGCUGUUUGUGAUGACUACUUUUGUAAUGUAACUCCAAAUUCAUGAUAUAAUUUUUUUUUUUAAGAAUACAGGGACAUUACCAAGCUCUAUAUCUUUACCUGUCGGUAUGAACGAAUGUGUGUGUGUGUUCCCUGCCGAGCAAAGAGCGAACAAAGCGGUUGAAUGUAUAAACAACAUUAAAGCUUUAAGAAGCAUCGAUAGUACUUUUUUAAAAACACAAAUCCGGCGUUAAUAUAGAGACUAGACUUUUUAACUCCCAGACCUGCUGACUAGAGACAUAAACCUAUCAAAACGCACUGACCUUGAGUCACUUAACACUGACCCUGACUGUCUAGAACUACUGAUCCCAAUGCUAUACUCGGGUCAGUCAGGCAUGACUGCAGUGCAACUCGUUGCAUGAUUGAAUCUCCACGGACCAAGCACUCACUGACAAGACAUGGACUGGACCCACCAGUUGUUCUCAGCUAGUAUCAGUCCGCAUGCUACUUCCACCUGUUUCUCCUUCCUGAUCUCACUUCUGAUGCAGUCUCAUCUCAAGCUCUACAGUACGUCCCCUCGGACAAGACCCCCUCCCAGUCAAACGUGAGAGGUGACUAUUUCUACAGUAUGUGCUAAGCCCCCUUUUAAAAAAACAAAAAAGCAAAACAAAUUUACACUGAGUGCCUUAAGUGAUAACACUCCUAAGAUUACACCAGCAUUCAUUUAUGACAUCUCAAGUGUACGGUCGCUAGAUUAUUGUUGUAGAAUAUUAUUAUUAUUAUUAUUAUUUGCUUUUGCACUAAUUGAUCUAGACUGAUUAUUCUGCGUGCCUUAAGCACAAAGUCCCUUCGGUAUUUCUUUUCAAAAAGGAAAGCUUGUACAUGACAACUACCGUAUUGCUGUGAGAGUCCUCAAUGCAAACCUUUUCGUCUCUGAGGAUGUGAGGAACACUGAAGGAACAUUGCUGUAUGAACGUUCUUUACUAAACUGAAAUACAACAUGUUUGCUCUAAGGCCUUAAAUAAUUCACAGAAAAAAAAAAAACUAAAACAAAUAUAAGGAAAAAAAAUGCAAAACUGCUGAGCAGAGACCUGUGAAGGAUCAUUUUAUGGAUUUGUUUUGAUGUUUUAACACACAAACGGGAUUUCCGAGUUUGUUUUUGUUGUCUUUUUAGACGAUGUCUCCUAUUCUAACCACUAGGUUGCCUUAGUAAUAAGUAUAAAACCAACUAAUACUUUAAAAUCUUUUCAUUUGAUAUUAUGACUACUGUAUAUUGGUUUAUCUUUUAUUAUCAGUUUAUUAACAGUGGCAUGUUUGACGCCCGUCUAGUUCACUGUUAUUUGAAGGCUUCCAGAUGUUCUUUCCAGAUGUGCACGCACUUGACUUUUUGAUGUGUGAAUUUUAUUUUAUUUUAUUCGAAGCUGGAGACGAAGCCAAAAUAUGACACACACACACACACACACACACAAAAAGAAAGAAACGCGGGAUGAGAGACUAUAACUAGCCACCAUGUGUGUUUAAGCGCUCAUAGCCUUAAUACUGUAUACCACAUUCAAACUCUUAGCAACAAACUGCAAUACCUCCUUUAAACUAAAGUAUUUUUUGAACAUGAAGAUCCAACAACAGCAUUUAUUUAUUUGCAGGAUGACCAACAUGCCAUUUUGGAUUUGCAGGUUGGUUUUUCUGAAUGUAAAAUUAAGACUGAAGAACGUUUUUUGAUGUAUAUUUUUUAAAUAUAUACAGUAACUUUAAUCCGAUCAAGCCUUCCAAGGCCACACUUUAUCUGAUUGAUUUGACCUUUGAUUUUGAUUAACAAAUAUAUGAUGUAUAUUCGGCUGCUGGUGGUUAUUUUUCACAGGGCGUGAUUAUGAAGAAAGCUUUUUGAUAUUUAUUUCCUGGCUGCGGGAACUUAAGCUUAGAGGUGACUUACAGUAUGACAUGACACAGAAAAACAAACUGAUGUCACUGGAGUCGAUGUAGCAUGUACAACCUAUUAGCUUGUGUCACUUUAUGUGAUUUAUAUUAUUGAUUUUUUUCAUUUAUUCCUCCCAAGUACUUAAGCGCAGGCUAGGUUUUAAACACGAUGUUCUACAACAUAGAAAUUUGUUUGUUUGUAGAUACAUAAUAGGUGUUCAAGUCAAACCGAUUGAAAAAAAAACAGAAGGCCGUACAUCCAGGAAUGACGAUCCUGUCCAGACGUGGCCAAAGCAGGAAGUUUGAACAUGGCUCUGGCAUAGAUGGUGUCCAAGCACUAGUGAAAAACUAGCAUAAGUGCAUAUACAGUAGCGGUGGGUUAUAUAAAGAAAUAAAGCUAGUUUUCACUUUUAUCCCUGUUUGACUUGAACAACCCUUGUAUUUCAAUUAGCUUUCUUAUAGUUCAGCCUUUUAUAUAUAUAUAUAUAUAUCCAUUACAUAUACAUUACUGCACAGUGAAAUUAUUUGUUCUUCGCAUAUCCAGGUUUUUGUUGGUAGGCUGGGGUCAGCCAUUAUUUGGAGAGGACAGGGUUAAGGGCCUUGCUCAAGGGCCCAACAGCGGCAACCUGGCGGAGCCGGGGCUCGAACCUCCGCCCUUCCGAUCAAUAGCUUAGCAAGUUAUUUUGCAGUAGUCCAUUUAUGCUCCACAACAGCCUCUGCUAGAAUUCUCUCGGUUCUUCGGAAAAUGCCAGGGAGAAUUUAGUCGCUCUGUGAUUAAUAAAACCUUCAGCGGAACCAGACUUAAAAGGGAAUCAGUCCUGCUCCGGAUUACAGUAUACUGUACAGCACCGAGUGUGAUCUUGUAAGGCAGGCAUGAGACAAUCUUCAUGAAUACAACAGCAGUGUUCUAACCGGAUCAUUUUGAUAAGCUUUCUAUUGAUUGUGUCGUUCUGGUGGAUUUUUUUUUUGUUUCUACCCAAUAAUGCAGUUAGCUUUCGGAGAGUCGCACGCUUUUUAGAUCCGACCCUAAAGUUGUUGAGGUUUUAUCCAGGCUUUUUCAUCACGAGAUGAAGGCGUGAGUGUACAGUACGUGUUAUUUCUUUUGGAAAAGUUUCCACGGCUCUGUGAUGUAGAUGUCAGUGCCUUGAUCUAACAGAAGCUCAUCCUUGAAGUGUGCACAGAGGUCGUGACCUUGUCUGGUUAUACUGUAACAACAAAGUGUGUUAUAUCGUUAACAAAUAUCUCCUUUAUCUGGCUUUCUCUUUCCAUACUAAAGGUGAAGGAUUCCCAUGAUCCUGUCAUGGUUUUAAAGGUGUUUUUUGUUUUCUUUUUGUUUUAGCUUAUUAUUAUUAAUAUUGUUAAUAUUGUUGUUAUUUUUAUCAUGACAGAUGUGUUUUUUUUCUUUGUGUAACCUGUGUGUUAAGACUGAGGCAUAUUGGCAACUCAUAAAUCCUUACACACACACACACACACACACACACACUAAUGAUGUUGCCCUUGUGUGUAUUUGUAUGUAUUUUUCCAUAUAUCAUUGUGUGUGUGUGUGUGUGUGUGUGUGUGUGUGUAACCUCCCUUUUCCACAUGCUUGUUAGAAUCUUUUAUCUUGACCGAAACCAUCAGGAUAUAUUUAAUAUAUACAAUGCAUUAUAUUUGUGUAUGAAGUAAGAAGAAAUCCUAUAAUAUAUUUGAAGUGAAUGUUUUUCUUUCUUUAUAUGCAACUUAUUUUUUUCCAAACUUUUUUUUGCCAAAGUGUUCUCUAGUAUAAAUUGUUAGUCUUAAAAAAGGAAAAAAAAACAACAAUAAAAAAGAACUGUUUUUUAAACUUUUUUUUCUUUCUUUUUUUUUUUUUUUUUUUUUUGCUAAUAUAUUAGAUACAGCUGGCCAGUUUUAACUGAACGUGGACCCAAAGGUGUCACACCUUCAAGUUGCUUUGUAUCACGAUCAUUUCAUUAACACUAAGUAGUUUUUUUAAGUGUUGUUGUUGCUGUUGUUGUUGUUGUUGGCUAAAUGAAACGAACAAGACAUCUAAGAUGGUUGAAGAAUUAUCUUCAGAGAUAUCCCUUUAUGGAGUUCUUUUCUAUCACACUGUAUUUUUAAUAGACCUUGCAUUAUUGUAGGAUAUUUAUAGUGGUUUAGCAUUUGAAUAAAGCAUUUUCAAAAAGAGAACCGAA